Molecule: messenger RNA, 1782 nt
Organism: Closterium sp. NIES-65
Lineage: Eukaryota; Viridiplantae; Streptophyta; Zygnematophyceae; Desmidiales; Closteriaceae
Source: the annotation of a GenBank genome assembly
AUGGCUGAUGUGAACGCAGACUGGGAGCAGCAGAACGGGAAGCGACGCGCAGGUCGAGAGUCUUUGAUUCAGCGGAAGCCGAUCGGUGGGCAAACGAGCGUGCGACACGUGGUCCCGUACUCGUGGCGCAUAGCAUCAUGUGUGCUCGUCCUUCUCCUCGCUACGCAAAGCCCGCCACGUGUCGCCUCCAUAGACGUGGAGGGCGGGCUGGGAGGCGCGGAGGACCCGUGGGGGUGGGCGUAUCGGGAGGAGGUGUGCGGCGCAUGGCACACCAACUACACCCAUCUGCACCGCAUCAUCCGCUCCGCCGCGCGCCAGCUCGUGCAGGCCCGCCAGACUGACUCGGCUGGCACCAGUGGUGCUGCUGGGGGAGGAAGGGGGCAUGGGGACGGGGUCUGGGAAGCGCGGAAUGACGAGGAGGGAGGUGGAGGGGGUGGCGGGGACGGGGAAGGCGGCGGCGAGGCGGCGCGCAUGGCGGGCAUGGUGCGGUUUGCGACGUACUCGUGUGAGUCGCUGGCGCGGUGUGGCGGCGUGGGCGACGUGCUGCUGGGCGUGUUCUCCACGUUCCUCAUCGCGCUGCUGCAGGACCGCGCCCUCGUGCUCAGCCACCCGCUGCUGCACCACGCCUUCCUCCCCGCGCACGUCAACUGGACCCUCGAUGACGACGUGCCCUGGGGGGCGGGCCGGGAGCUCGACCCCAACAACCCCACCGAUGGUGCGCAGCAGCAGCAGCAGCCGCCGCCGCACCAUGCGGGGGACUUUGGGGACGUGGCCAGGUGGACAGCGCUGGGAUGCCUCACCCUUACUUCCUGCACGCUUCUCCUCUUUUGCUCCACCCUUUCAAUCCCAGCCUCUCUGCGUUCUUCGUCCUCCAUUUCUUCCUUCCCCUCUAUACCUCGCCCUCACCCUUACCUCCCCCUACCUCUCGAUGCCUCCCUCGUCCUGCAUGCAGAGGCGCAGCCAGGAGAGGUGACGGACGUGAAUCUGCAGGACACGGUGCCGCCCAGCCCCGAGGCGUUCUUCGCGCGCCACGAGGCAGCGGCCAACAUGCGAGUGCGGUGGAACCGCGGGGUGGCCACGCGCCUCUUCAGGGAGGGCGGCGACUGGAGCCGCCUGCUGCACCGCCUCGGCCUGCGCCUGCCCGUCUCCUUCGGCUGCGUCAUCCGCUUCCUGCUCAGGCCCAAGCUGGAAGUGUUGAGGGCGGUGGAGCAGCAGAUGAGGGAGGUGGAGCGGCCGGGGGUGAGCAGCAUCUGCAUCCACACGCGCACGCCCGACGAGAUGACGUGGACCAAUCGAGGGGAGGUGCUUGGUGGGGAGAAUGACGCUGCUGCAGAGCUGCUGGGAUGGGCCAGAAACAAGCUCUUGGCAUGUGCACAGAAGGUGGAGGAUUUUUGGAUCCCGGGGGAUGUGGCGGUGCGGUGGGUGUUUCUGAGCAACUCGCGGGACAUCAAGGAGGCGGUGCUGGCGCAGUACGGCGACAGCAAGGUGCUCACCACGGGCAUCACGCCGCUGCACACCGCCAUGGUGCGCGCGGCAGCGGCGCGUGUGGCGUCGUGGCAGACGUCGGUGGCGGAGUGGGUGCUGCUGACGCGCUGCUCGCUCUUCGUGGUCACCGAGUCGGGCUUCUCCAAGACCGCCGCACUCUUCUCGCUGCGCCCCCUCGCCAUCUACCUGCUCGCGCGCCACCACUACCGCAGCGCGCGCAACCAGUGGACCGACUCCUGCGACCCCGAGAGGCCCGCCUCCUUCGCCCUGCUGGGCGAGCGCUGGAGCGGCAUCUGA